AUAAAUUAAACGAUACAUACAACACAUUUUUAUCCCAAUAUAUGAAUAAUUCGUUUAUAAAUUGUUAUUCUUAUUCAUCAGCUAUUUUUCAAAACGUGCAAAAUCGUCAAAGUGUCAGGGACGCGGCAUGGGUACCUUGAUGCUGAUAGUAUUAUUGGGAGUGGUGGGGGCGCAGGCAGCCAAACAAGUCUGUAAAUCGGGACAGUACACGAAGAGCGGAGAGUGCUGCCUGCAGUGCCAGCCUGGCGAGGGCGUGGUGAAGAAGUGUGGUGCCACCCAGACCGUGUGUGCCCAAUGUCUGGAUAGUGAGACCUUCUCAGAGAACUACAGCCACACAGAGCCCUGCCAGCCCUGCACGCGGUGUACCGGCCUGAUGCGCAUGCUGACUCCCUGCACGGACUCCAAUGACGCUAUCUGCAUCUGCGACUAUGGCUACUUCAUGAGCAAGCUCUCAGGGAGCUGCGAGCCAUGCACCACAUGCCCUGAGGGCAUGGGCGUGCUGGCUGGCUGUGGACAGGACCAGGACACCGUGUGUGAAGAGUGCACAGAUAACAACUACUCUGACCAAGACAAUGCACUAGACCCCUGCCUGCCAUGCACCACCUGUGAAGAAGGGGUGGAGCUGGAGGUGGAGUCAUGCACUCCCACCAGUGACACUGUCUGCCAAGACAUAAACCCACGCUUUUCAGCCUCACCUUCACCUUCACUGAGUGCUUCACCCCCAUCCUUUACGGAUGGCCUCCUGCCCAUCUCCCCCACAGAGAGCGCCCCCACUGGGGAUCCCAGCUACCCGGAAUUCAUCGGCCAUGGCCUCAACGAGAAGCUCAUUCCUAUCUAUUGUUCCAUACUGGCAGCUGUGGUGCUGGGCCUGGUAGCCUUCAUCAUCUUCAAGAGGUGGAACAGCUGCAAGCAGAACAAGCAGGGUGCCAACAAUCGCAGUGUGAACCAGACGCCAUCGCCAGAGGGAGAGAAACUGCACAGCGAUAGUGGCAUCUCGGUGGACAGCCAGAGCCUGCAGGAACAGCAGCAACAGCAGCAACAGCAACAGCAGCAGCAGGCACAGACAGUGGUGAAGGUGGAUGGGGGGCCCAUCUUGGCCCUACCCCCCCACAAGCGUGAAGAAGUGGAAAAGCUCCUGAACAGAUGUUGCGGAAGUGAGGGGAUGGGGGACGAGGAGGAGACGGACUGGUGCAACCUGGCAGGGCUGCUAGGCUACGAGGAUGAGCACAUCGCAUCGUUCCGACAGGAGGAGCACCCAGUCCGGGCACUGCUGUCCGACUGGGCCAGCAAAGACUGUGCCAGCAUGGAUGCGCUCUGCACGGCCCUGCGCAAGAUCAACCGGGACGACGUCGCCCAGAGCCUGGCCCUCAACCCCAGCACCGAACCAACCGCCACCUCGGCAGUGUGACAGCCCAGCCCCGCCAUCCUCCCCACUACCACCGUGUCUGACAGCAGGAUCUUGUGUAAAUGAGAAAGCGAAGUCUUGUUGGUAGGAGAGGCUGCCCCGCAAAAGGGAGCAGGGAAAGACACUAGGCUGGUUGGUCGUUGGAUUUUCCUUUGAAAGGGGACAUGGUUCUGAUGAAGGAUUGAGGAGAGAACCCCUCCCAUGCCCUUCCUCCCAGCCCCCAUCCUCUCAUAAGGAUGGAGCUCACAUUCUCCACACUGCCUCCCACCCCUUUUGAUCCAAAAUCCUCAGUUCAUUCUGCAGUCUAACCUUUCCCCGACCCUGCCCCC
Molecule: messenger RNA, 1734 nt
Organism: Megalops cyprinoides (Indo-Pacific tarpon)
Lineage: Eukaryota; Metazoa; Chordata; Actinopteri; Elopiformes; Megalopidae
Product: tumor necrosis factor receptor superfamily member 16-like
Exons: 6
Coding region: 128-1408 (426 amino acids)
Biological process (GO): Rho protein signal transduction
Cellular component (GO): plasma membrane; cell surface
Molecular function (GO): nerve growth factor binding; coreceptor activity; death receptor activity
Source: RefSeq, a predicted model, not a curated record